Messenger RNA from Porites evermanni, 4724 nucleotides. The record is from the annotation of a GenBank genome assembly. Lineage: Eukaryota; Metazoa; Cnidaria; Anthozoa; Scleractinia; Poritidae.
CAUCUGCAAGUAGGUCAUAGUACCCGAGUAACAGAAGGAGCAGUAAGAAGAUAGCGAGAAAUUUGAACGAAACGUAAGUUUGCUAAAAAGUGAACAUUGUAAGUAAAAAUGCUCAUAAUUCUUUUUUUUUCUGCUACUUUUUGAUUUAGUAGUUUAUCCUUUUUAAGAAUAGUAACAUGAUGAUUUACUUUAUGCUUCUCAGUUCCACAUCAUCUAAAGGCAUUUUCUGCUCCUGUACCUGUUCGCGGAGCUGUCUACCAACUUGGUUAUUCUUUUUCACGAACAUAACCACAGCUAGCCUGCGAACCGCAGACGUAUUUCCGGUCGUCGCUUCUUUCCCUCCGAAAAAUAACUUCUGCGAACAUGAACGACAAAUCGAUUUCUGUGACGUAAAACCUUUUGUUUUGAUGUUCACCAAUCAGAUCAAAGGUCAUAGAAUACAGCUGAGUGACUCAUCGCCACCUCGCGCGCUGGCGUUUCUUGGAUUUUGGCGAGAUUUACCAAAUAGGAUUUGGAACGUGAAUUUCACAACUAUAACGAGGUUUCCUGCGAUGUUGAAUGCUGACUUCUUUGUGAAGCAACGGCUUCCUAAGUUAUGUAUGUGAUGUGGGUCUUUGUUUUCGCUCUAAAAAAUACGGUAGUUCUUGACAUAAAAUGUGGACAAAAUAAUCCCAACACUGAAAGGAAAAUAACAUCAUUAGCUUAAUUACAUUUUGCUCAGACCCGCGAUUUAUUUCAAUUUAACCAGCGCUGACAAAAUGUGGUGAAUCGAUUGUACAGACACAUGUUUGACUGAUUCAGAAAUCUCUGGCAAUCGCUCGUAAAUAAUUCAAAUUCCUACAAGUAUCGCCACAAAACAAUGAUCUGAAACGUUCAAUAAACCUGUGGGCCGGACCCAGCGUGAAAUAAAUAUUUAGAGCAGUAAACUGAUUAUAGUCAAGAUUACGUUUCACCUACAACGCUUCGACUCAUCUUAUAAAAAACUAUGGAAAUUAAACCUUGAAAAGAACAUAUAUUAAAGAAAUAUAAGGACAAAUAUAAAAAAUGCUUUCAAUCUGAUCAAAGUUCUGUCUGAGCCAAGAAGCAACCACGGAUGUCCUAGCUUUCAAAGAUGAAGGUUACCAAAAAAUAUCUAAAGCGGCACACGACAAACUAUCGGAGAAUUCUCCAAGCAUACUUUCUUCCCGCGAGGAACCAGAAAGGAACAGAAGCAACAAACGUCAUGAUGCGUCUACUGUCAUUAGGACAUUUAUCGUUUCGAAUAUGAUCAAAACAACAAGGUGUGAUAAAUCAUUCACUCCGUAGGCCAAUAGAUUUCCCCUAAUCUUUUCUUCAAUAUUAAUCCUCUUAGUGCUUAUUUCGUCAAUCAGUCCCACGAUCCGUAAAAGCGUCGUUCUGAGGAAAAAAUACAUCUGUGUUUCCCAGGCUAGAAAAAGAGCAGCUGUACACAAGCUAUAGCCUGCGAGAGCAUCCGGUUUUUUCGGCUCCAGUUUGAUGGUUCCACAUAAGAAUACACAAAAAGAAUACACAAUAGACAAAGCCUGAAAUACUACAGACUUUCCGAAACCAGUUGGAAGAUUCACAAAAACAUCGCAAGGCUUCCUUUUGAUGCUUGUUGAGUCUUUCUAACCAGAAAACUUCCUAUUCUUUCCUCAACGCACCUUCCGCCAUACUUUCACACGCGUUGGCGCAAGAUCCACGCAAGAACUCGCGUGUUACUUCUUCGAAUAGGCGAGGUAAAUUGUGAUUGGUCACUAACUGCUGACGUCACGGAAAUUUUCCUCUCGUUUCGAUUUCCCAGACGGUUCUUCUCGGCGGGUGAAACUAAAGCCGAAAAAACCGGAUGCUCUCGCAGGCUAAACCACAGCCUACAAAUAAUCGUUUAUAUAACAUUUCUGUUUUUAGUGAAAAGGCAUUGACUUAAUUGUAGUGAUUGAUGUUUACACAAAUAUACGAUUAUACAUAUAUUGUUUUUUUCCAAUAUGAUUUUUUUUACCGUUCUUUUUUUAUUAUUAUUAAAAUGUGAGUUUAUUUUGCAAUAUGAAUUCCUUGACUCUCUGAAUAAGAGCUUUUGGCAUAAAAAUAACUACAUUAAAGCCUUCUUUUAAUUAAAUUCAUAUUUUCUCGCUCAAGGAAAUGGCAUUGUCGGGUGUUAUCCUAAUACUGAUGUCUGCUGUGUUUAUGGGCACUUAUGCAUGUAAGAAUGGCUUUAGAAUUCAUUUAUUUAUAUUUCACUAUGAAAUCACCGUAUAUAAGAUCUCAGUUUGAAUAAAAUCUUAGUGGUCAAUACACUGCAAGCAACCGACUUAACCAACCAGCCACACAACCAACUGACCCAACCAACCACCCAUGAAACAAGCAAACAAAUAAACAAACGAACAAACCGACCAACACAACAGUCUCUAAACCAGCCGACUAACCAACCAACCAAACGAAUCUAAAGAAAAUAAAUUUUUUUUCUGUAUUAAGUCUCAUAAGCUAAAACGUCGAACAAGUACUGUCUAGAAUCAAGGCUGCAGUCUUUCCAUUUUGACUGCCCUACUUGAUUUAGGGCAGAUAGGAGCCACGUGGUCUGCUAGUAGAAGUUGUCUAUUGGCUGAAAGAGAUUUAUGUAUUUCUUUAAAAAUUUCAGUUGAUGACCGCAAUUUUGCGAGAGACCACAUUCCAUAUUUGCGUUUCGAUGGAGGUGCAAGAGCAAAGCACUGCUGGCCUGACGAGGCUAAAGACUCCAACGAUGGAAAAUGCAAAGACUUCAAUUCUAAAGCUCCUAUCUACUACGAUGUUGUUGAUUGUGCUGAUAAAUAUCGCAAAGUGAGUUUUCCUGUUCUAGCCUUAAUUCUUUUAAGAAUAAAAAUUAAGACUAUUGCUUGCUCGUUUUAUUCUUGAGUCCCCAAGAGACCGAGUACAACGAUAGAAAUAGCUCUUGAUUCAUGGAAACCCCUGUUUCCAUCUUAUUAUGAAUUUAUCAAUGCUGAUGAGCAAAUAACUCCACGUUAUUAACUAUAAUGAUUAUGAUUGUUAACUCUUUAUUUCAAGUCUAGUUAGCACUCAUUUCUGUCUCCUAUAGAACGCUCCAAUCCGUGCCCGCCAUCAAACUUAGUACCGCUGACAUCAUACCAUCUUCUUAUAAUAAUGAUAAUGUCUGAAUUUUUUCAGCUUGUCUGGUGGUUUUGGUAUGGCAGACAAAACCCUUGCACCGGUUCUUUCGGAGCGCACAACAACGACUGGGAACACAUCACCAUCAACUUUAUCAAGGACGGUUCUGGUGCAUGGAAGCAAGACAGCGUGACCUGGUUCCAACACGAUGGUUGGUAUACAAGACGCAACACUGCUAAGAGUCCCAGUGUUUACGUGGGCAAGAACGCUCACGGAAGUUACGACAACUGGUGUGAUGGCAAAGGAUUUGUUUGGGAGCAGGUAAGCCGGAAAACCGACGGUGGCUGUUUUUACAGCGCUCGAGGUGGGUACUAUCCAAAUGUCUCUACAUACUUCUUCCUGUUAUAAGGAAAACAACUGAAUAUGUGUUAUUGUUUUCUCACAAUAUAAUUGAAAACGUUACAAGACUAACUUAACUUUAUAAUGUUGUCACUCAGAAAUGAUUGAAUGAUAUGUGCCAAAAAAAUUAAGUGAAAUGAAACAAUUAUUCGCCUCGGGCUCAGCAAAUAUUGGUCGCCGAUAUUCACUUCAGUAGUUGCUAAUUCGCCUUACAAUAGGGUAGCCAAUCAGAUCGCGCGCUUACUCAUAUCCAAUCAUUGUCUAAAAGUAUAUGAUAAAUGAGAUUCAGUAUGUUAAUACUUUUUCAUAACAUUGUUUACAUUCCUAGGAUUAUUGCGCUGGAGGGUGUGGCUACUGGGAUGAUUUCCGUAACGACAGAAAGGGAAGACGUUGGACACCAACCAACAUCAAGCACGUGUCUGAGGUAACUCAUCAAAAAGGGGUCCAUUCUGGUGAUAUAUGGUAUCUUAAUCUCUGUUAAUACGGUCACCAAAGGAACAAAUCAAGACUCACCAUAUUAUAAGGUUAUCCCGGCGUACUAGUCAACGACGUACGCGCUAGUUGCCCGUUCGUAACCUUCUGCUCAUCGGUUUUCAGUCGGUUUUGUGCGCGCACACUCUUCAUAAUGACGUCAUUCGAAGGUUUUGAUGUGGGAAUGAUAUCAAAAACGCUUCUUCAAACUCUUAAAUUUUUUCAAAACGUAAGGAAACCACACUUUUUAUUUUAUAUAAUCAAAACGCACAUCAAAAUGUAUGUUCAGUCAGUUUUCUCAAAAAUUUGACAUUUAUUUUUCUAAACGCGAAAAGCGACAUUAUUACUGGAGACACGCCUGGUUUUACUUCGCUUCUACCGAAUACGUCUAAGUGUGUGUACCAUAGAAAACUCACUCUAUAAGAAAAUAUUCCGGCAUUAACAUUCUAAUACUUAUAAUUAUUUCCAUAAUAUAUCCUCAUGCAUCAUCACCAACAUCAGUUGUUAUCUUAUUGUAUCAUUCUCUCUAGGUUACUGGUAGGAUCAAUAGAAUCAAAAACGAGAAAUAUUUUGCGGACACCAGGCGUAACAAGUGUAUUGGUGCCAAUUCGCGCUGUGUGAAGGGACCAUGUGGAUGCUGGCGAAAUAACCACACUUUCCCAGCCCCUAAAUGUAAUGUCUAAAAGACGAAAUUAAUGAAACCAGGGAAAUAAACCAUCAGUGAAUACUCUGACAAAAAUACAUAUGUAUGUGUGUGU